Bacillus rossius redtenbacheri is the source of this 10701-nucleotide messenger RNA. RefSeq names its product MAP kinase-activating death domain protein (gene Rab3-GEF). Gene Ontology annotation, molecular function: guanyl-nucleotide exchange factor activity. The transcript has 35 exons. Gene Ontology annotation, biological process: regulation of apoptotic process; regulation of Rab protein signal transduction. The record is from RefSeq and is a predicted model, not a curated record. Gene Ontology annotation, cellular component: cytosol. The coding region runs from base 881 to 6511 and encodes 1876 amino acids. NCBI's taxonomy places the organism in Eukaryota, Metazoa, Arthropoda, Insecta, Phasmatodea, Bacillidae.
UCGCGCACUCGGCUCGCGCAGGAAGCAGCUGUCGUGUCGCGCACGCGCGGUGGCUGUCGACGCUGACAGCAGUCAGGUGGUGCGGGAGUGACAGUGACUCGGCGUGACCAUAGUGGCGUGCAGUAGUGACGUGUUUACGACCCGGCCAGCUCGCAGGUACUUCUCCUUCGGGGCGUGACCUAACUCAAUGCAAUUAUGCGUGAGAAUCAUUUCGUUUGACUAACACCUACCGUAUCGCCGUAAUACCAACGCAGUAACGUAGCAGGUGAUCUGUAAUGCAUUUCGCCACCUUUUUGUACAUCCUUAUUUCUGAUGAAUGACUUUGCCCCAGAAGUACUUUAGAGACUACGAUACAUCGUCAAUGCAAUGAGUCUGUACUUGAAGUUGCUACCAAGAAGUUUACUAAACCUUAUCAAGAAACAAGCGCACAGGAAUUUUAAAAGACUUCAUAUAAAGACUCCAAUUAUUAUUGUACGGUGACCUUACGCCGAUCAUCGUACUUCAGUUCACAAAAUUUCUCAGAAAAUUUUGCAAUAAUAUGUUGAUGAAUUCAUGCUAUCAAACAUGUUGGCCUAGUAGUAAAUUAUUAUAGAUAUCAAUGUUUACAAAAAAUUUGUACACGGUAGUCCUCUAGUAAUCAGUAUUUACAUAAGUCGCGAUACAUUGUUACUCUGAUAAUUAUUAAAAGAGAUACAUUCACAGAUGAAUUGGGCAUCAGAAAUAACAUUCUUUUACAACCAUGAAAAAUCUGAAUGCUGAAUGGUUGAAGCAGAAUUAGUUUGCCGAACAAUUCUUAAAAGUGUAACAUUACAAUAAUACCAGUGCAAUAAGAAUGGUGUGAUAGCUAUGUAAGCGGUAGUUAGUCGGAGGCCUUAUAGCCAUGUGUGACAUUCAGAAGAAGUUUCUGUGCCCGCGACUGGUGGACUACCUGGCGAUAGUGGGUGCUCGGCCCUCGGGCGGGGGGCUGGCAUCUCGUGGGGGCUCCUCCCCGCCGGUCCAGACUCCCGAGCUGCUCCGGAGGUACCCCACCGAGGAUCACAAGGACUUCCCCAUGCCCCUGGACAUGGUGUACUUCUGCCAGCCGGAGGGCUGUGUGUCAGUGGGGCCUCGCCGGAAUGCACUCCGGGAAGCCACGUCCUUCGUGUUCAUGCUCACCGAGAAAGACUCGGGUAAAUGUCGGUAUGGCAUAUGUGUCAAUUUCUAUCGCCCAAUUGAACGUGCCUCGCCGGGUGCGACGUCUGCAAACUCCAGAAGAGGAAGGCAUUCGUCAACUUUUCGUCGAGAGUCGUGGAGAAAGAGCAUGGAGAAGAGCUCGGAUUCCGCAUUUUCCAGUCGUAUUUUUGGUGGCAGCGACUACCGCAGCAGUAACGUGGGCCCCAGUGAUUCUGACAGGGACUGCCCCAGCCGGAGGGACUCGGAGACGUCCCACCAGGUGUCCCACCAGCACCUGGGGCCCCCGCCCCGGCUGGGGGUCACCGCCCCCAGCAACGACUCGGAGAGCGGGGGCUCCCACUCCCCUUCCCCGAGGGCCAGUCGUCGCAGGCAGAGAGUCAGAAGCCACUCCCUCACUUCUCUGUGUCUGUUAUCGCAUCACCCUUUUUUCUCCAUAUUCCGCGAGUGCUUGUUCAUCCUGAAGAAGCUCAUCGAUGCCUGCAACGAGAACACGUCUCCCAGAAGAGUUGGGGCUUCCAGACAGAUCUCAAGGGAUACGGUGUGGAGUUGUUUGACGGGUAAAGCGUAUGAUGGAACACCAUCAAUUGUGCUGCAUGAUGUCCGAGAAAUUGAGACGUGGAUUUUAAGACUCCUCAGUGCUCCUGUGCCUGUCCCAGGGAAAACAAGAGUAGAGAUUGAGGUGCUGUCGCCAGCUCUUCACCCACCGCUUAUGUUCGCCUUGCCUGAUCACACUCGCUUCUCGUUGGUCGACUUCCCCUUGCACCUGCCCUUGGAGCUGCUAGGCGUGGACAUUUGCCUGAAAGUGCUCACGCUGAUCCUGCUCGAGAACAAGCUGGUUCUUCAGUCUCGUGACUACAAUGCUCUAUCAAUGUCUGUGAUGGCAUUUGUAACAAUGAUUUAUCCCCUGGAAUAUAUGUUUCCUGUGAUACCACUCCUGCCAACAUGCAUGAGCUGUGCGGAACAGCUCUUGUUGGCACCAACACCUUAUGUGAUCGGAAUCCCUGCAAGUUUCCUCAUGUACAAAAAGAAUUUCAGGCUUCCAGAUGAUGUGUGGCUGAUAGACUUGGACUCGAACAAGAUCACGCCUCCAUCCGGCAUAGCGGAUGACCUGCCGAGCUUACCAGAACCGGAAGGAACCAUUCUGAAGAACCACUUGAAGCAGGCGAUGCAACUCAUGGACCAGGUGGGCUCUGGAGCGCUCAGCAGCAUGUCCCUGGCGGCGGGGGGUGCAGCCAGGGAGGGCCCCCCCCAGCCUCCCGGCAGGACGCAGCCGGCGGGCGGGCGGAGGGAGUCGGUGGCCGGGCAGGAACACCGCCCGGCGGGGCCGCCUGCCCCGGGCUUCAACCCGCUCAUAUACGGCAACGACGUGGACUCUGUGGACGUGGCCACCCGGGUGGCGAUGGUGAGGUUCUUCAACUCUCAGAACCUGCUAGCAAACUUCACGGAACACACACGCACGUUGCGGCUCUACCCUCGACCAGUUGUGGCCUUCCAGAUAAACAGCUUCCUGCGGUCUCGCCCCAGGACGUCCCAGUUCCUAAACAAGUUUGCCAGAACUCAGGCAGUGGAGUUCCUGGCCGAGUGGUCUCUCACCCCGAGCAACGUUGCCUUUCUCCGAGUUCACACGGGCGUGUUCGACCCCACGCUCGUCGGGGACAAGUCCAAGUGGUACGCCCACACUCUGGACCCGAUCCGCUUCGUGGUGUGGGACGAGUCCAGCUCGCUCAGCGGAGCCUUGCGCUCUCUGAAGCAACAGGAGCUGCCUACAGAUGAGAGUGGUUCGGAUUCAGAAGGCGCUGAAAGCACUAGUUCAUCAUACUCAUCAUUAAGUGACUUUGUGUCAGAAAUGGUGUCAUCAGAUCUUUCACCUAGCUUCCAGUCGUCGGUGCCUCACCAGGACAUGUACACCUCGGUGACCAUCCCUCCCCAGCGCAUGUCGCUGUCGAGCGGUCUGGACCCCAAGCUCGUGUACCACCCGCCGUCGGAGCUGCAGCUGCCCGGCUCGACGCUCGGCGUGCAGGCCGAGGCCAGCCGGCCCGGGUCCCCUCAGUCCACGUCGUCCAGCCACAGCGACCUCAGCUCGCCCAGCUUCAACCGCGACUCGGAGCUGGAGUUCGGGGCUCGACUGCGAGGCGAGACGCCUGCCGUGCCGCUGCCUGUCCGGACGGAUGCUGUGGAGGAGGUGGCCAGUCCGGGAGGAGAGUCCGACUCCAACUCCACGACGACCACGCCGAAGACGGUGGUCAGCAACCAGUCGUCCCUCCCCCACCACUCGCCCACGCCGAGCCUGGGCAGCGAGGCCUCGCUCGCCAGCUCCGACCGGGAGCGGCCCAGCACGCCCAAGACCGCGCCCCGCUUGGCCCGCUCCAUCACUCCCGCCCCGCCCCCCAGCCCCGGGCCCCAGAGGCAGCCCAGCAUCGGCAAUGUCCUGGCCAGGACGUCGAGCUUCGGGUCGCCGGGCGGUGGGGUGACCCGCCAGGGCAGCCAGACCUCCCUCUUCGAGCAGUUCGCGGUGUCCGCCAAGGAGCUGGUGAGGGAGACGACCCGGCAGAGCAGUCAGGACGGCUUGCUGGCCCACAUGGACAAGUUGAAACUGCAAGCUAAGGGGAAACUAGAGGCUACAAACGAAGAUGGAAGUCUGUUUGCACCCUUAGAGCAGUUCACUAUUCAAGCUAAGAAAGCUGCAGAAGAGGCAUCAAAGUCUGUCCAGGAGGCGUCGAAAACAGCCCUGGAGGCAAGUAAGACAGCUGCAGGUGUCAGCAAGAACACAUUUGAGGAUCUUACUUAUGUCGGGAAGAGCACGUUUGGAGACUUGACGAAGAGCGCCAAAGAAGCUGCUUCCAAGAAAGGUCUAUUAAAAGCACUGGGGGAGUCGCGGGAGGCGGGCUCGCACCCCAGCCAGCCACAAGCCAAGCCCCACCAGCUGCCGCUCCCUCCCUCCUCGUCCCCGGCGCACCACGCCCCCAGCACGUCGCUCGUGCAGACCGACAUGAGCCGUGCGGCCGGCCGCGACCUGCUGGGCUCCACCAGCCGCGACUUCUUCUCCAACAUGAGCUCCGAGCUGAACGGCAUCGCAGCACAGACCUCCAGCAUGUUCAGUGGCAUAUUCGGCAGUAAAGGCAGUAGCUCGACGAGUCCACGCAGCGGCAGCCCGAGUGCGACAGCCGCGGCGACCAAACCCAAGGAGAAAGCUCAGCCGUUCGGUCCGUUCCCCAAAGGUCGGAAGGGUCUGGUGGAGAAGUCAUCGCUGAUACGGCACACGACCACCAAGACCCGCCAGGAAGAGCUGCAGCGGAUGCAGAAUGCAGAGAGGUCCACUACUAAUGCAGAAAACCAGGCCUUCUUGAAGGAUGUAGUCAAUCAAGUGCUGGAUGGUGAAGGUGUGGGUUGGUUGAAAUUGAAUCGUUUAAAAAAACUAAUGGAGGAUGAAAGUUACCGCAACUUUGUGCUCAGUAAGCUUAACAAAACUCUGGACAGGAAGAUCAGCCCUGAUGAUCAUAUAGAUGACAUUUGCGUGAGCCGUGCCGUGUGGAAGGGCAUGCUCAAGACACUGCUGGCGGUGGUGCACGGGCUGGAGCAGACGUACGCCAACUUCGGGCUGGGAGGGAUGGCGUCGGCCUUCCAGGUGCUGGAGAUAGCACACACCCACUACUGGACAAAGGACCUGGGCGAGGCCACCGCCAUGGACCUGGGCGGUGGCACGGCCGCCAUGUCCCAGGCUUCAAGUCCAUUUGGCAGUCGUGAGAAUUUGAAGUCCCCUCAAAGUCCUCAAGGGUCACCGCUACCACCAUCCCUUGAGUACUAUCAAGAUGCAUCGAGGAAGCCCUCACAGGUGUAUGAUGCCCCUCCUUCGGUGAGGCUGUCUCAUGAGCCAUCUCAAGGUGGCGGCCCCGAAGAAGGCGACGGUCACUCGACAACGGACAUGCUGAGGGAUUUGCUCAACCAGAAGAGGAACUUGCUGAUCUCGAAACUAACGUCUAUCGACUCAGAGACGGGCGGGGCAGAGAGCACGAUUCACGGCUCCACAGAGGGUGUCGCGUCUUGCGCUGCGUCCGACACGGGCAGCAUCAUCACGAACCCUGCGUUCGCGCGGCAGAGGAGUGGCCACGGGGCCUCCUUUAGGAGCACCGUGUCGGAUAGCGAGAUAGAGCAGGGCAACUUCCCACGACAACAAAAGCAGCGUACUCCCAGCGUGUGGUCCAGCAAGUCAUCUCUGAGCACAGGGUUUCGCUACCACGGUGGCAACAUGAUCAACACAUCCACCACUCCAAGCCCGGACACUGGUCGCACUUAUUUGUUUGAAGGUCUGAUAGGAAAGGAGAGAUCCACGCUGUGGGACCAAAUGCAGUUCUGGGAGGAUGCCUUCCUGGAUGCUGUGUCGCAGGAGCGAGACAUGGUCGGCAUGGACCAGGGGCCAGGCGAAAUGAUGGAGAGGUACAGCCUGCUGAGCGACACGGAGCGCAAGCGGCUGGAGCACGACGAGGACCGCCUGCUCUCCACCAUGCUGUACAACCUGGUCGCCAUCAUGGUCAUGGUGAACGUCAACAAGCUGGAGCUGAAGCGCAAGGUGCGGCGGCUGCUGGGCAAGAGCCACAUCGGCCUGGUGCACAGCCAGGAGGUGAACGAGCUGCUGGACCAGAUCAACAACCUGCACGGCAACGACAUAGACCUGAAGCCGCUGGGGUCGAGGCAGAUGCACCGGCAGAGCUUCACGGUGCACGCGGGGGUGGAUCCCUCGGGAGACCUGCUGUUCCUGGAGGUGCGGGAGGACGGGCUGGUGCUGCGCUCCGUCAACGGCACCAUCGUCGAGCGCUGGUGGUUCGAGCGCCUCGUCAACAUGACCUACAGCCCCAGGAACCGGGUGCUGUGCCUCUGGCGCAGGAACGGUGGCCAGACCCAGCUGCACAAGUACUACACCAAGAAGUGCAAGGAGCUGUACUACUGCAUCAAGGAGGCGAUGGAGCGGGCGGCCGCGCGGGGCAGCACUGCCCCCUCGGGCGUGGAGCUGGGCGGGGAGUUCCCCGUGGAGGACAUGAGGACCGGGGAGGGGGGGCUCCUGCAGGUCUGCAUGGAGGGCGUGGGCCUGCUGUUCGUCAGCAGCAAGUUCUUCGUCAGACUGGACCAUAUACGCAAGUGCUUUACACAGAAAGGUGGAAUAUUUGUUCUGGAAGAAUUUAAUCCAAAAACAAGACAAGUAAUUCAACGAAAAUAUAAGUCAUCGAUGUCGGACCAGAUCUGCUAUGCAGUGCUGUGCGUGUUCUCGUACAUCGCGGCUGGGCAGGAGCAGCGACGACUGCAAGGAGAGGCCCAGGCGGCGGCCGGAACGCGCCGGCACUGACCCCCGUAGCUGUCGCCCGUCUCCUGCCUGCCAUGGCGUAGAUAGCCCGCUCCCCUAGAGGAAACAUACCCCGCCAUCUUGAUGUUUUACAAAAGAUUGGCUACAGCUUGUGGUGCAAGCGUAUUAUUUAUUAUGCUCAAUAAUUCAUAGGACUUGUUUUUGGACUCUUGUUGAAGCCAACAUUCUUAGACUAGUUUAUCUUAACGUCAACUGAAGCCACAGCUGGUACGUACUGGAGCCUGUUCAUCAAUAACUACAGUCACAGCGAGGAAAAAAUAUUGUGAUGAUUUGUCAAGUAAAUAAUUAGGAUAGGAAUAAAUAUUCCAAAUUCAAGAUGUCAGGUAAUUGUCUUCAUUAACUACAAACCCUUGCUUUGUUUACCAUGCGCAAACUCUGGCAUGGAUAGACUUCGCCAGAACCCAUAGAAAAAAACUAACAAUUUUCCAAAACUGACGGUUUUCAAUUUUUUCCACCCUGUCACUUGUUUUGAUUAUUAAUCUGGACUAAGGCUCACUCGAUUAGUCGUGACUUCAGACGAGGAAGAGUGUUACAGUAGAGUCCUGCUAAUCUGAACUAAUUGGGACAGAGGCCUGUUUGGGUUACCGGUUACCAUAUUUUGUGAGUAGCUGAAUAAUUGCCAUAAAGCAACAGCGUGUAGUAUAAUACAUCUCUGUAAGUAUUAAGUUACCAUAUAACAUAGCCUAUAACACUUUUAAAAGCAUGAAGCCACUUAACAUGUUAAUAAUUGGGUCACGAUAUAGAAAAUUAUUUUUAAAAUGCCAAAUGGGAAUUUUUUUCUUCUUUUUAUUUUCAUCAGAAACUCACUUGGUUUAGCCAAAUUUUUGGCUUAGCCGGACUUCACUGUAAAUUUUUUUUUGGCUUGGAUUUUCCUUUCCUGACUGCAAAGCUAGUCUUAGUCCAACCUCAGUUAGGUUUUGCUAACGUACAAGUGCUCUUCCUUCCACCAAGUUAGGAACUUUAGUUUCACGAAUUCAUGGGUUCAUUAUGAAUAAAUGUGAUUGCGAAAAAGUUUUAAAUAUUUCUUGUGCCUCUUGUAACGAACAUUUGACCUGUAACUUUAUCUAUGCCACUGUACUGUAAAGGCUUUUUUUUUUAAUAUCCUAACGCUGUUCAUUUAGCAUUAUAAUUUUAAACAGCUCUUCGGCUGUAAUUAAUAUCAAUACUUUGUUUGAAAUGCUUGAGCCUGAUACAUACAAAUACAAAUAUUGUAGGUAAUAAAUGCCACUAUAGGUAGUUUUCAAACUGGUUUCCAGUACAAAAAAUUGUUUCUGCAACUGUUAUACUAAGAAAAAAACAAGUUACUGCUGGUUACAGUUAAUUCUUAUGGUUGUUUGCUAUCUGAACAAGUAUACCAGUUACUUUUAUAUGCUUUAUGUUGUACCAAGUAAAUGCAGGUAAAUAAGAGCAUAUUCUUAUUAGAUAUGUGUAAUCAUUAUUUGUGAGGAAAUAAUACAACAUGCACAUUUUUAUGAACAGUAUUAUAGAACACUCAAUGAAAACUAUGAGUUUCAUCUACAUUUUAUUAGUUUAUUACAAUCCUGUGGUUAAGUAUAGUUAUCAGAAACAUCAGCUUGAGUGCAAAAGAAAAUCCUAUUUUAAUCCUUAUCAAACAAGAAUUUUUAUAGUUUUGUAAUAUGUUAGUACUUAUGUGAGAAAUACUAACAUCUAUGAAUGAGUGUUUGUGUUGAAUUAUUGUUUUUUCAGAGGCACUUAUGUGUUAGAUAGUGCAUGAUGCUUAAGUGAGGAUGGAGUGACUGAGUAAAUAUGUGUGCAAUAGCAACAUGAAACAUUUUACUUCACCAUUUGUAAUUUUCUUAAGAAAAAUAUAAUUUAUAAGAAUAGCUGGUUCUUUUUUUAUUAUACUGAAAUGAAUAAUUUUUGUACAAAAGGUUCUACUAUAACAGUGUAGAGGUUGUGGUUGCCUUUUUAUCAAGCACACUGUCUCUUCGAAAUUUUAAAAUUUGUGUCGGACAAUUUCUUGUAAGCCAAAUAAACUUAGCAGAAGACAUUGUGGACACAUAAAGUACAAGUGCUUAGUAAUUGUUGAUGAGUGAGCCCGGAUCGCCCAUCAUAGUCAGAGAAAGAUCAUUAUGAGUUGGUGACUAUUUUUUUUUUUUUCCUGUUUUCAUGUUAUUUGUUUGAUGAUAAAGCUGUAAUUUUUUAAAAAAAUAUUUCCUUGCAAUGUUUUGUCCAAACAUGAGUGUAAAUGUUUUUGUUGUUGACUGUUGACAGAGUGUCAUAGUGCAAAGGGUGCAUGCAAGAAUAAGUUGAGUAAAUGAAGUCGUUAUUAGGUAUGUCCUGAAAUGUGACUGACAAUACAAAUAUAAAUAUGUUCAGUUGGAUAUUAUUUUUGAUGGGUUAAAUUACCCAUGUGUAAACAUUUGAAGCAGUAUAAACAAUUUAAGAAAAGUAGUGUACACAAAAACUUUCACCAUCUGAAUGUAAAUAUUUAAAAGUGUGUGAAUGUGCUAUAAAAUCAUUAAUUAUGAGUACCAACUUUUCAGAAGAGAGAUAAAAACAGUCAUAGGCAAAAAGUUAUAAAUGUUGAUUUUUGUGUAAUAUCCCUUUCCAUAAGAAAAGCUUAAUCCUUCUUAGUUCAAAUCAUUAAAAUUUUUGUAUAUUAUUUCAUUUUAAAUUUAUUCUGAAUAUAACGUAUUUAUUAGUGUUUAAUUCCAGACCUGGAUAUUUAGAAUGGUUCCCUGAAAAAAAUGGUGUGGUAUACCUACAUCCCAAUGAAACUGUCUCUUUUCAUCCAAACUUUUCACAUUGGUUUUACUUUUUCAUGCACAGAGUAUGAAUGCUUAAUAAUUUAGAAUAUUUGUACUUUUACUAAAUUUUAUGUUUAGAAUGCUUCAACAUUUUCAUCUAUGUUUCAGAAAUAUUUGUGCUCUAGUUGUUUUUAAUCAAUAACAUCAUUUGCAUACUCAAAAUUAUUGAAAAAUUGUUCUAAUUUUUAGUAUGCUUUACUUUGUACUUAUUUUAGUAAAAGAGCUCUGUUCUUUGAGUGUGAAUUUUAAAUAUACUUUUUUAAAUAUUUAAUACGAAAAAAUUUUGUUUGAUAUGUAAAUGUUUGUAUAAAGUCAAAUUAUUUAUCCUAGAGAAAAUUUAAAAACACAUUUUUGUAUACAAUGAAUGGUUUGGGAAAACCAAAAGUCAAAGUUAUUUGUGACUUGCUAAGUACUUAAUAUUUUUCUGCAUAACUUUUAAAACUGAGUAAGAUAAAAUUUUCUAAUGAAUAGGAAUUCAGUUUGUAAAUUUGAGGAAUUGUUUUGAAUAGCUAAUUAAAUUGACUGAGGAGUAUUCCCAUUUCAGCAUGUAUUAAGCUAUGGUAAUUUUUUUCCGAUUAAUUCUUUAUAUAUUUACUAAGCAAAAAUAAUUUACAAUUAUAACAUUGUGUGUGUGUGUAUAUUACUAAAGUAAACACUGACGUACGUACAUUUAUUAAUUGGAAGGAAUGUAAAUAUCCUUCGACAUAAAAACACGUUGUUAAUCCAUGUCUUAUUUAAUGAUGCAUAAGUAUUCAUAAUAAAGUGUUCCUUAUAAAUCCUUACUGUAGUCAUAUUUCAGAAGCAGCCUUUAUACACAAGUCGGAAUGUAUUUUAAUAGAGCAAUGGUGUUUCUGUGGUGGCAAGCGAUGAUGAUAGCAUUAGUGACAUGGCAUCACCAGAGACAGUUUAAACCGACUUUGGUGUACCAUAUUAGGUGUCAUUACUUUAGAUAUAUCACAUGAUUGAUAUAAAUUUGUAAUUUUUGCAUCUUGUAUACACUGUUAUUUAAAUAGUCCUGCUCAGCAAUAUGAAAGUGUUUUGUGAUGCCCAUAAAAUCUUGUUUUGUGUAUAGAUGCUAUAUGUGUGUGUUUACUAUAAGUAAAAUUGUAUUGACAGUUUUUGUAGUAUGUAAUAUUUUCAGAGUUGUGAUGAAAUCAAGUUUUUGCAAAUAUUGUAAAAAUAUUAUACAGUGAAUGUCUUUAUUUCUCAAAUAUUCAUAUAAUUUUGUGAUUGUAAAUAAUGGAGAUGUUUCUCUUUGAAUAUAGUGUUGUAAUGUUUAUUUUAAUAAUUAAAUUGUUAUAUUAUUUGUAACUUGAAAAGUUAUCCUCAUGAUAUAGAGAUUAAUUCUGAAAUUUUUGAUGUGUGUAAACAUAUCAUUAAUAAAAGAAACUGAAUCAUGUU